Messenger RNA from Paramecium sonneborni, 1814 nucleotides. The record is from the annotation of a GenBank genome assembly. Lineage: Eukaryota; Ciliophora; Oligohymenophorea; Peniculida; Parameciidae.
AUGAAAAAUUCAUAAAGAGUUCAUUAAUUAAAAGAAGAUGAGAUAAAAGAAUUGAAGUAGUAUAUCUUAUAAAUGGAAUAAGAACCAUAAAUUUAUGAGACACUCAACCCAGAUUAAAUAUUUGGAAUAGUUGUCAUUAUAUUAACAAAAUCUUCAUAUCAUAGAACAUAAUAUGAGAUUGAGAUUUUGAAAAAAGCCACAAAACAUAUAGUUUAUUUUUAGAAAUUGCUUGAUAAAGACUAAGGAGUACUUUUAUGGGAGAGAUGUUUAAGAAAAAUGAGUUAUACAUCAUUAAAUAAGGGCGAAACUCUAUUUAGAGAGGGUGAGUUAAUAUUUAUUAUAUUUAAGGUGAUGUUGGAACUACAUUCUAUAUAAUAUUGUAAGGUAGAGUAUCAAUUCAUAAAAGAUUGUUUGUUGGAGACUGUUAUCAAGAAAAGGAGUUAAUACAAAUGAGUGAUGGAUAAGCUUUUGGAGAACUUGCUUUAGAAAAUAAUGAACCUAGAUCUGCUUCUAUUACUGCUGUUGCACCAACUCAUUUAGCAGUUUUGGAUGCUGAAGAUUAUAUGGUUAUCAAAAAAACUGUGGUAAUUUAUUAAAAUAUUGUAAAAGAUUAAUUAAUAAAGGUAAAUGUAUUUUGAAGAGUUUGCAAAACUAUCCAUUUUUAAAGACUGGAAAUUUAUGAGUGUCAAAUCUUUAUUUGAUGUUAUGAAAUUAAAUAAAUUUGGAUUAAAUCAUACUGUUUAUAAAGAAGGAGAUCCAUCAAAUGAUGUUUAUUUCAUUCAAACUGGAGAAUUUAAAGUAUUAUCUACUUCCAAAAUCUUUAGGUUAUCAAAUGUUUAAGAACAAAUAAAGAACAAAAUAAUAAUUAAACAGAAAAUGAUGAUGAUGUUGAAUUUUUAAAAUAAUAAUUUGCAUAUAAUAGACCAUCAUUAACAAAUUAAGAGAAAAUUGAUAAAUUAUAUCAAAAAAAAAAAUAUGGUAAUCUUAUUGCAAGUGAUAAAAAAUUAAUAAUGACAUUAAAAUUUCUAGGAGCUGGAGAAAUGUUUGGUGAACUUGAGAUUUUAAAAGCUUCUGAUUUAUGUAGAUAAUUUAGUAUUGUUUCUACUUUUGAAAGUAAUAAUGUUUAUUCAGUUUCUAAAAGAGAUUUCAUGAGAGUUUUAUAUUGUGAUUCUGCUUUAAAUAAAAGUCUAACAGCCUUAAAUGAUAAAAAAUUAAAAUAAAUCUUAUAACAAAUAAGGGUUUAUGAAAAAAAUUUUAUUGAUUAAACUGAAAAAAUUAAUAUACUUGAAAGAACCUAAAACAAAUCAUUCUUAAAUCCAGAAAAUUUAAUACAAAAUCAAGAAAAAUAAUAAAAAUUGUUAUUCAAAAGCACAAGUCAAAUUUUAAAAAUUAGUAGCAGAAAUAAAUUAGAUGAUAAUAAAUUAAGAGAAUAGACUCUAACAUUAGAUAAUCCUGCUGAAUCAGAAUAAGCUUACUUAAAUAAACUAUUGAAAUCAGCUUAAAGUGUUUAACAUUCUAGAUAAAAAACAGAAGAAUUAAUUAUAUAAUAAUCAUUAAAAUAAAAAAAUAAAACAAAAAAAUAAACAAAUAAACAUAAAUCUCCUCCUGGAAUUUUAGGAACUGCUUUAGAAAACAUUAGUUAUCAUAUAAGAAGAUAUCCUACAUAAACUUCUUCUAAUUAAAGAUUUUAGACAAGCACAUCCUGUAAAUUUGAUAUGGAUAAUACAUAAAAAUCAAAAUUCUAUUUUACAACCUGUUUACCUCUAGUUUUGCAAAAUAACUACUAUAGACUUAAAACUAAACAAUCUUAAUGA